GGUAUGAAUUGUCAUUCCAAUUCGCUACAGACAGGAAAAACCCUUCCCUUCCACGACAAGUUUUAUUUCCGCCGAACAAAAACCAAAUCCAAACAGAAACUGAAUCAGAAACGAAAUGGCGCAACCAGGCCAGAUGCCCGUACACCCCCAAAUGCCACCCGACCCCCAAGUACCCAUACCCGGAUCCGAACCCGCCCAUCGGACCUCCCUGAAGCGCCUCCGAGAGGACGAGUUUGCUGUGGUGUUAUCCGGACAGGAGCUCCAGGAACCCGGCCCGAAGCGCCGGGCCAAGGCCCAGGACGUCCUCUUCAGAAUCGUCGUUCCCUCUCGGCAGAUCGGAAAAGUAAUAGGGAAGGAGGGGUGCCGAAUCCAGAAGAUUCGCGAAGAGACCAAGGCCAAUAUCAAAAUCGCCGACGCCAUUGCUAGACACGAGGAACGUGUGAUUAUAAUAAGCUCAAAGGAUAGUGAUGAUUCGAGUAGUGAUGCUGAGAAAGCGCUGCAGCAGAUAGCUGGGUUGAUUCUGAAGCAGGAAGAUGAUAGUGGUACUGAGGCAGCAAAAGUUGGUGCAGGACAUGUGGCUGCUAAUACAAUAAGACUUUUGAUUGCUGGGUCACAAGCAGGUUCUUUGAUUGGGAUGUCUGGCCAGAAUAUUGAGAAAUUGAGAAAUUCUUCUGGUGCCACAAUCACAAUCCUUGCUCCAAAUCAGUUGCCUUUGUGUGCGUCUGCACAUGAAUCUGAUCGAGUUGUACAGGUAUCAGGUGAUUUCCCUGCUGUUCUGAAGGCUCUGCAGGAGAUUAGUGAUCAACUAAGAGAAAACCCGCCCCGACAAGUGAUUUCUAUUAGCCCAGCCUAUAACUACACAACAAGACGACCACCUCAAGUUCAACCAUACAUGGACCCAGCUUCAGCUGAAUAUAUAACCUUCGAGAUGGUGAUAUCGGAAACACUAGUUGGUGGGUUGAUUGGUAGAAACGGCUCCAACAUUUCAAGGAUCAGAAAUGAGUCUGGAGCAACGAUCAAGGUUUAUGGUGGAAAAGGUGUGCAAAAGCAUAGGCAAGUUCAGUUUUGUGGUAGUGCUCAACAGGUGGCACUCGCAAAGCAGAGGGUUGAUGAGUACAUAUAUUCUCAGCUGGUACAACAACCUGGCGCUCAACAGCCCGUUUUACAGUGAAUAUGAGGCAGGAAACACCGAUCUCGUUCAUCAAUUGCUCCAAUCACCACUACUGAAUCAGUUCAUGUUAACUGCUGACCCUCGAUUCUUCAUUAGCAUAUUUGUAAAUGCGAGUCAUGCAGUUGGAUUGCCUAUGCUCUCUGCAACAGUGAUGUACCAGAUAUCGAAACUAUCGACAAUUUACAGUACUCUUGUUUGUAAUGGUUGUGUGUUGCCAGAUACUUGAAGAUAGAAAAAAAAAAAAAACAAAUCAAGGAAGUUUGGCCUGGUGAAAUUUGCUUGCAGAGUGGAUAAUUAUCACUAGAGCAAAAACAAUCAAUGAGAAUCUUUUAUUCUGCUUUCA
Molecule: messenger RNA, 1514 nt
Organism: Pyrus x bretschneideri (Chinese white pear)
Lineage: Eukaryota; Viridiplantae; Streptophyta; Magnoliopsida; Rosales; Rosaceae
Product: flowering locus K homology domain-like
Exons: 9
Coding region: 116-1171 (351 amino acids)
Biological process (GO): regulation of gene expression
Cellular component (GO): cytoplasm; nucleus
Molecular function (GO): mRNA binding
Source: RefSeq, a predicted model, not a curated record